This is a messenger RNA of Didymosphaeria variabile, 1125 nucleotides long. RefSeq lists its product as uncharacterized. NCBI's taxonomy places the organism in Eukaryota, Fungi, Ascomycota, Dothideomycetes, Pleosporales, Didymosphaeriaceae. Gene Ontology annotation, biological process: transmembrane transport. Gene Ontology annotation, molecular function: transmembrane transporter activity. The coding region runs from base 1 to 1125 and encodes 374 amino acids. The record is from RefSeq and is a predicted model, not a curated record. The transcript has 4 exons.
AUGACGAUCGCCGACUUGUUCUUCGUCCACCAGCGGGGCGCCGCAAAUGCUGUCUACUUUGGCGCCGUUAUGAUGGGCAGUUUCCUGACGCCUCUGGCCGCCGGCUCCCAGGCCGCCAGCCAAGGCUGGCGAUGGUCCUAUUACACUCUCUCAAUCUGUCUCACCAUUCUCUUCUUCCUCUUUCUCGUCGCCUACGAGGAAACCAAGUUCGUACCCUUGUACGUGGGUUAUCCAACCGCGGAUCCCACCACCCUUCCUUCAGCCCAGGGUGAGGAUCUGAAGACAGCUGGUGGCAGCAACGAGUCUAAGAAUCUCGACACACUCACCAAAAUGGAUUCGCCUUCAGUGUAUGCCACGGCGUACACACCGCAUACGUAUCGUCAGCGCAUGCGGCUAUGGACGCCAACAGAUGAACCGCUGGGGAAGCUGUUUUUGCUGCCGCUGCACGUCGUCACACUUCCGCACGUUCUGUUCACGGCAUUGCAAUUCGCUGCCGUUGUGGCGUGGCUAGUUCUGGUCAUGGCCAUGAUCUCCAUCAUCUUCUCAAUGCCCCCUUACAGAUUCACCACCGCCGGCGUCGGAUACAUGACAUUGGGUCCCUUUGUCGGAAACGUCUUCGGCACCCUCUAUGGUGGGCCGCUGUCCGACUGGAUUGUCGUGCGUCUCGCUCGCAGGAACGGCAAUGUGUUUGAGCCUGAGAUGCGUCUACAUCUGCUGUGCGUGUCCGUCGUCAGCAUGGCCGGUGGAUUGAUCAUGUUCGGUGUCACAGCUGACCGGGGAAUGCAUUGGAUACUUCCCAGUAUCGGUGGUGCCUUCUUCGCCUUCGGUAUGGGUUCCAUCGGAGAAAUCGCAUUCACGCUCCUGGUCGACAGCUACCGCGAUAUUGUCGCCGAAGCCUUCAUUGUGGUAGCCUUUUUCCGAAACGCUCUUAGCAUGGCUGUGCCAUUCGCCAUGGUGCCGUGGUGGAAUAGCAUGGGCCUCAGCAACAUGUUCAUCACAGUUGGGUGCCUGUCCUUCUUUAUUGGGCUACUCUACGUACCGUUGCUCCUCUGGGGCAAGCAGAUCCGCGUGAAACUGGCGCCCAGGUAUGAGGGAUUGGUGGCUAAGAAGAAACUCAUCGGUUGA